This is a messenger RNA of Ylistrum balloti, 1494 nucleotides long. RefSeq lists its product as uncharacterized. The coding region runs from base 1 to 1191 and encodes 396 amino acids. Gene Ontology annotation, molecular function: S-adenosylmethionine-dependent methyltransferase activity. The transcript has 7 exons. The record is from RefSeq and is a predicted model, not a curated record. Lineage: Eukaryota; Metazoa; Mollusca; Bivalvia; Pectinida; Pectinidae.
AUGGACAUCACUGCAUCGAGUCUAGAUGACUUUUUACACUGGAAAAAAGACGCUCUUCGUAAGUACCUAUGUGAUCGAGAAUUAUCUCGUAAUGGCAAUAGAUCAGAACUGGCUGCGUUAUGCUUUGCUGCACUAUCUGUGAAUUUGCCACUGAAAAAUUCAUCUAUUGAACUUUCAAAGGAAAAUGAAAAGGUUUAUCAUAAGUUGUUAUGUAUUGACGGUACUGUACAUAUUACAUCUUUCCUGGUGACAAGUGAACGCGAAGAGCAGGCUAACAUUCAGUUGAGUUCAGAGCCCCAUACUGUAUGGGUUUGCUGUGACAAGAAGACAGGGGGCAUCAAGUCAGCUUACUGCUCUUGCACAGCUGGCAUCUCGACCAUUAGUAGGAAAUUUGAAGGCCGGUUUGAAUGUCCUUCCUUGCGAUGCCAAUACUUCAACAAUCAGAAACAGCUUGCUGGCAAAACUCAGAGAGGUCCAACCAACUGCACGUGUAUUGAAAACUUCUAUGCUUUUGAUGUCGUCCCUGUGAUUAUAUCCAUGACUACGAAAAUCAAUCCAUCGGACUGGACGGUGUUUGAGUCCAAAGAUGAAAUACAGAAGGUGGAAUAUUAUAAUGAUAUAGCAACAAUGUAUGACCGGGAUUAUGGGACCGAUCGCCGAACUGGUCCUUUCUUCGCAGCAGCCGGUCUUGGAGCAUGCGUGGUUGAUGAAGAACGUCGGAAGUCUGUGCGUAUACUUGAUGUUGCAGCAGGAACAGGCACUGUUGCGUUAGAGUUACAGAAGUUGGGUUUCGCCGAGAUUGACGCUCUGGACCCUUCCCCCGGAAUGCUCGACAAAGCUCGAGCAAAAGGAAUCUACAAGAACAUAUUUUGUCAGUUUCUAACUGAACAACCCUGCGACAUACCGACUGGAAGUUAUGAUUGCGUGGUCAUGUGCAGCGCCAUAGGAUCUGGUCACGUGCCAGCAGGUGCCUUUGUAGAGAUUCUGCGGAUCACGCGCCCAGGUGGAUUCAUCGUCCUCGCUGCCAACAGUUUAAAUUUACAUAAGGAAACUGGGAACUGUCGGCAAGAAUUCUGUCAGGUGUUCGAUUCACUGGAGGCUCAGGGCAAAUGGAUCAAAGUCACAGAGAAGACAUUUCCUAAUUAUAGCGGGGAUGCCGACGGGAUUCUUAUGACAUUCAGAGUGUGCUAGCGAUGUCAUAUUAAUGAUAGGAUCCUCAUCACAUCCAUUUUAUUCCAGAUUGUUUUCAAUUAAGUUUAUUUUUUGGCAUUUGUGUGCUGUAUUGGUGUGAGGCCGAAAGCCUAAUACGGCCAACCGAGGGGAAAUAACCUUGGCAAAUAUUGAAAAUACUAAUUCAUAAUCAGAUCAUUAACCAACUUCUCCAUUUAUUUGUAAAGUUUUCUGGUUGUUUUAAUGCUUAUGCACAAUGUACAUUAUAAUUAUCGGUACAAAGUUCUCUUUGUCAUGGUAAAAUAUAAACAAAUUGAUUGUAAC